Molecule: messenger RNA, 596 nt
Organism: Lacerta agilis (Sand lizard)
Lineage: Eukaryota; Metazoa; Chordata; Lepidosauria; Squamata; Lacertidae
Product: T-cell receptor-associated transmembrane adapter 1
Exons: 5
Coding region: 1-549 (182 amino acids)
Biological process (GO): positive regulation of T cell receptor signaling pathway; negative regulation of receptor recycling
Cellular component (GO): T cell receptor complex
Source: RefSeq, a predicted model, not a curated record
AUGGAGUGUUUUCAAUGUAUCUUUUGCUGGGUACCUCUUGGUUUUGUAAUGACAAUUAUGAUUAUUUCCUUGGCGAAGAAUAUAUCGUACUACUUGAAGGAAAAGAAAAGGAAAGAUAAAAUAUAUGAAGACUAUCAGCAAUACGACCCAAGCUCUGGUGAGUUCUAUACUGAAGAAUGCCCUGUUUAUGACAACCUGAAUCACCAUCACCAUCAAGACAUACUAAAUGAAAGCUGCUAUGAACAAAUGAAUGCCCACCCUCACACAUCUGCCAAUGAAGUACAGCAGACAGCCGAGCGUCAGAUGUGCUAUGCUUCCUUGGAUCACAGUGUCAGGAGGAAACACAAAAACCCUAAAAAAAAGAAAUAUCCUACCUUGGAAGUGGAUGAAGACCAACUCACCAGAAGCAGCAACUUGCCCUCAGACUCCUGCAUUUACCUCAACAGUGAACAACUGAACGCUGAGAAUAAACUGGCUGAGGAUCCAACUCACGAGGAUCCCCACAGACUAUUUGGGUUAAUUCACACUAUGACUGAUGCCAAUUGUUAGUGGGAAUUUGGCCCAGCCGAGUUAAUGUAGCUGUCAAAAUACUUGGA